This is a messenger RNA of Cadophora gregata, 1332 nucleotides long. RefSeq lists its product as uncharacterized. The transcript is spliced from 2 exons. The record is from RefSeq and is a predicted model, not a curated record. Bases 1 to 1332 code for a protein of 443 amino acids. Gene Ontology annotation, molecular function: coenzyme A diphosphatase activity. NCBI's taxonomy places the organism in Eukaryota, Fungi, Ascomycota, Leotiomycetes, Helotiales, Ploettnerulaceae.
AUGCCGGAAGAAGCAGCAGAUACCAAACCACCAAAUCUGAUAGAGGCCUUCCAGGAAACCCUGAACGGGCUCAUCGAAAACCCAUAUCCACACGUCAGCAAUCCCGAGGGCUGCAAAAAGAGGGCCAGCGUCGCUCUGAUAUUGCGAGUCCGGCCGCAGUUCAAUAAUUGGCCAGAGCCACAGACUGGAGAGAGAACCAAAGAUGAGAAAUGUACCUUACAUGAAUCUCUAGAUCGCUUCUUUGCACAGGAUUGGGUACAACAUGGCGAUCCUGAGGCUGUCUUUAUCAAAAGAGCUGCGCGAGUAGGAGACCGAUGGACCAGCCAUGUUGCUCUCCCAGGAGGCAAAAGGGACCCAGAAGAUGAAGACGACAAGGCCGUGGCAAUCAGGGAAACCGCUGAAGAGAUAGGGUUUGAUCUCACAUCUCCCCAUGCUCUGUUCUUAGGCAACCUUCCGGAGCGGGUGGUCAGCACUUCCUGGGGAAAAGUCCCGAUAAUGGUACUUUGCCCAUUUGUAUUCCUCUGGACUGAGCCAGAGCUUCCGCCGUUCAAAUUACAACCUGGCGAAGUUGCGUCAACACAUUGGGUGCCUUUGCGAAUCCUCCUUUCUCCUUUGUCUCGAACAUAUGAAUAUGUGGAUGUAUCAGACCGAUUCGCACGUCGAGGCGGAGUUGUAUCGAAGUCUAUCAUAAGAUCCAUUCUAGGAAAGAUGCGGUUCUCUGCUAUAAGAUUGGUUCCUUCGGAGUCGUUGUAUUGUAGCUCUACGGCCGAGUUCUUCCCUCCCGAGGAUUCAGACUCCGAUACGGCCCCAAAGGCUUCAGUAGGAAGUAGGCUCUACACUUGGUAUCUUGGAGAUCAUGCUGGAUCGGCAGAUAAGGCAAGACCGUUGUUAUUAUGGGGGUUGACUCUAGGGAUGCUGGCCGAUUUUCUUGACCAGAUGCCACCACAUAAUGCUGUAAAACUGUGGUCGUAUCCAACCUUCACGUCCCUAGACGUACGAUGGAUCAUCAAUAUUCUGACUGCGCCGCUCAAGAAGAGAAAUAGGCAACGUCUACAAGGUGCCAGGGUGGAGAAUCAGACAGCAAUGGAUAGCGAAACAGAGGCAGUAGCCACAGGCGAUAAUCCGUGGUUUAUUGGUGGGUUGAGUAAUGGAAUGAAAUCACCGAACAAGGGGAUAAACCAGACAAAAUCUUAUGCUGUUGGCGUCAUGCUAGAAGGCUACUACGAUACGGCGAGGAAGGGUAUCUGGAUAGCAGCCAGCUUCCGACUGCUUGCGGCCGCUGCGCUAACAUUCCAGCUGGUGCGAAGAUAUAGAUCGUUCAGGAGUUCUUAA